UCCGGCAUGUUCCGGCAAGCUGUGACGGGAGGCCGUUCCUGACACUGCACCGGCCACUGGCGGGAUGAGAUGACAUCAGCUCGGCGGGACGCGCGCAGGCGGGACAACGCAGCAAAGAGGAGAGUGUAUGAAAACUCUAUGGGGUCAGCCAAAAAUGUGAUAAGUGAGACUGUUGAUGUAGCAGAGAGUUAUAACAUGAUGGCUUCUUUCCAGCGCUCUAAUAGUCAUGACAAAGUGAGGAAAAUUGUUGCAGAAGAGGGUCGUACAGCAAGAAACCUUAUUGCAUGGAGUGUCCCACUGGAAAGCAAAGAGGACGAUAGUAAGUCUAAAUGGCAAGUAGGUGGAAAAUCUAAGAGAGUGACUCAUGGAACACAUAAACCUACAAAACAGAGUACUACAGUAGACUGUAAAAUAACAUCAGCAGCCGCUGGAGAUAAAAACUUUGACAAAAGCCCAACAAAAACAAGGCAACCUCGAAAAGUUGAUUUGAGAGCUCGAUAUUGGGCAUUUCUUUUUGACAAUCUUAGACGAGCAGUUGAUGAAAUCUAUGUUACUUGUGAGUCGGAUCAGAGCGUAGUAGAAUGCAAGGAGGUUCUAAUGAUGCUAGAUAACUAUGUAAGAGAUUUCAAGGCAUUGAUUGACUGGAUACAGCUACAGGAAAAGCUAGAGAAGGCUGAUGCUCAAAGCAGACCUACUUCAUUGGCCUGGGAAGUAAAGAAGAUGUCUCCAGGUCGCCAUGUAAUACCAAGUCCAUCAACAGAUAGAAUCAGCGUAACAUCAAAUGCUCGAAGAAGUUUAAAUUUUGGGAAUCCAUCUGUGACAAUUGCUACCACUCGUCUGGCUCCUUCAGGUGUAAGUUGGGCUGAUAAGGUGAAAGCUAACCAUGGAGCUAAAGCUGCCACUCCACAGCUAGCAACUACACAAACCUGCAUGCCAGCACCAGUGCAGAAGUCAUCACGGAGAAAUGAACGGAAGGAUGCAGAAGGAUGGGAAACAGUUCAGCGUGGAAGGCCUGUUCGAUCUCGAUCUACAGCUGUAGCAACAAAAACUCCUGUAGCUGCAGAAUUGCUAAGAGCUAAAGAUGACAGUGACAAAGAAAAUGUAGUCUUCAGACAAUCAGAAAGUAAACAGAAGAAUUCAUUCGAUGGAGAUAGUGCAUCCAAAAAUACAGAACCUCUGCAGAAAGAUUCUUUAUAUCUGAGUGAGCAUCCUCUUGCUGAAAGGACUCAGUUCACAGCACACACACUAGAAGAUACCAGAAACACUGGCAAUGUGGUUUUACAAGACAGUUCUUGCUUACAAACACCUGAAAUGCCGGCAGUUGUCAUAGACACUGAACACACUUCAGAAAGUCUACAGAUUGAUGAAUCUCCCUCCCUGAACUCUGGUAGUAAAGAACCGCAUGAAGCAUUAAAAAACAAGAUAGAAAGUGAAAUGGACCCCUCAGACAUUUCAAAUGUGAGUGCUGCCAGAUUGUCUAUGGCAGAAGUCCUUGCUAAAAAAGAAGAGUUAGCAGAUCGCCUGGAAAAGGCCAAUGAAGAAGCAAUAGCUAGUGCCAUUGCAGAAGAAGAGCAGUUAACUAGAGAAAUUGAAGCAGAAGAAAACAAUGACAUUAACAUUGAGACUGACAAUGACAGUGAUUUUUCUGCUAGCAUGGGCAGUGGAAGUAUAUCUUUCUGUGGCAUGUCUAUGGACUGGAAUGAUGUCCUGGCAGAUUAUGAAGCUCGUGAAUCAUGGCGUCAGAAUAAUUCAUGGGGUGAUAUAGUGGAAGAAGAACCUGCGCGUCCACCAGGCCAUGGAAUACAUAUGCAUGAGAAACUCUCUUCACCAUCUCGCAAAAGAACAAUAGCAGAAUCUAAAAAGAAACAUGAGGAGAAACAGAUGAAAGCUCAACAGCUGAGAGAAAAGUUACGUGAAGAGAAAACGCUAAAGCUUCAAAAACUGAUGGAGCGGGAGAAAGAUGUGCGAAAGUGGAAAGAAGAAUUACUGGACCAGAGACGCAGGAUGAUGGAGGAAAAAUUACUCCAUGCUGAAUUUAAACGUGAAGUGCAGUUACAAGCAAUUGUGAAAAAAGCACAAGAGGAAGAAGCAAAGGUAAAUGAAAUUGCAUUUAUAAACACCUUAGAAGCCCAAAAUAAACGUCAUGAUGUGUUGUCCAAACUAAAAGAGUAUGAACAAAGACUAAAUGAAUUACAGGAAGAACGCCAACGGAGGCAGGAAGAAAAGCAAGCACGUGAUGAAGCUGUUCAGGAGCGUAAAAGAGCUUUGGAAGCAGAACGCCAAGCCCGGGUUGAAGAGCUGCUGAUGAAAAGGAAAGAACAAGAAGCUCGGAUUGAACAGCAGCGGCAGGAGAAAGAGAAAGCACGGGAAGAUGCGGCACGGGAAAGGGCCAGAGAUCGAGAGGAGAGGCUGGCAGCUCUCACUGCAGCUCAACAAGAAGCAAUGGAGGAGCUACAGAAAAAGAUUCAGCUGAAGCAUGAUGAAAGCAUUCGGAGACACAUGGAACAAAUUGAACAGAGGAAAGAAAAGGCAGCUGAAUUAAGCAGUGGGAGACAUGCUAAUACUGAUUAUGCACCUAAACUUACACCAUAUGAACGAAAAAAGCAAUGUUCAUUAUGCAAUGUUUUGAUUUCCUCAGAGGUGUAUCUUUUUAGCCACAUUAAGGGGAAAAAACACCAACAAGCAGUGAGAGAAAAUAGCAGCAUCCAAGGACGAGAGCUUUCAGAUGAAGAAGUGGAGCACCUGUCACUGAAGAAGUACAUUGUUGAUAUUGUGAUUGAAAGCUCUGUUCCAGUAGAACCUUUAAAAGAUGGAGAGGAGAAGCAAAAAACUAAAAAGAAGGCAAAGAAGCUAAAGGCACGGAUGAACUCCAGGGCUAAAGAAUAUGAAAGUUUAAUGGAAGCAAAAAAUGCCACCUCUGAAUCACCAUACAAAGCAAAGUUGCAGCGAUUAGCAAAAGAUCUUCUAAAGCAGUUCCAAGUACAGGAUAGCAGUUCAUUGGCAAACAACAAGGUUUCUGCUCUGGACAGGACUUUAGGAGAGAUUUCUCGUAUUCUGGAAAAAGAGAAUGCGGCAGAUCAAAUAGCAUUCCAGGUUGCAGGAGGACUCACAGCCCUUGAACACAUUCUUCAAGUAGUGAUUUCAUCCACGAAUCUGAAUGCAGUUUUACGGAUUCCUCUCAAGUCACUCUGCAAUACCGUAAAUGUUUACAACCUGGCCUGCAGUAAUUGCACAGAAAACUGCACCUAUGUUCUGUUUAGUAAUAAGAUCACUUUUUUAAUGGACCUGUUGAUGCAUCAGUUAACGGUUUGUGUUCCAGAUGAAUAUAAUGCAACAUUGGGAAGAAGUGCAAAUAAGCAAGUAUUUGAAGGUUUAACAACUGGACUUCUCAGAAUCAUUGCUGUGGUCUUUGGGUGUCUGAUCUCCAGUCUACCAGAUGUAAACUAUCAGUCCACUGCACCUAAAAUAAUACAGGAAGUGAAAAACAAGCCCUCAAAAGUUGAGGCCUUUAACAGCAGGGUUCAGGACCUGAUCAGUUAUGUGGUGAAUAUAGGAUUGAUAGACAAGUUAUGCUGCUGUUUCCUCUCCAUCCAAGGUCCUGUUGAUGACAAUUCAAAAAUAGCUACUUUUCUGCAAAAUGCGACAGCAGUGUUACAUGGAAUGUGUCAGCUCUGUUUUGCUGUCAAUGGAAAGUCUUGGCCCAUAUUUGACAAUACACGUCAGGAUCCCACAGGGCUAACUGCAGUUCUUCGGACUACAGAUCUAGUUGGAGUCUUGCAUAUGCUGUACUGUAUUCUUUUCCAUGGCACAAUCUCAGAUCCAAACAUGGCAAGUCCUAAAGAGAGUUAUACAGAGAACACGAUCCAGGUUGCUAUUCAGAGUUUACGCUUCUUCAAUAGCUUUGCAGUUCUUGAUCUGCCAGCUUUUCAGUCUAUUGUAGGUGCUGAGGGACUUUCUCUUGCAUUCCGUCAUAUUAUCAGCUCUUUGCUGUGGUACUGUUCUCAGCAUACCUGUGAAGGACUGCUACAUGAAGUCAUUGUUUGUGUUGGGUAUUUUACUGUCAACCAUCCAGAUAAUCAGGUAAUUGUACAAUCUGGCCGUCACCCCACAGUGCUGCAAAAACUAUGCCAGUUGCCUUUCCAGUAUUUCAGUGAUCCUCGCCUAAUCAAAGUGCUCUUCCCUACGCUAAUAGCUGCUUGUUACAAUAACCCUCAGAACAAGAUCAUUCUGGAGCAGGAGAUGAGUUGUGUUUUACUUGCCACAUUCAUUCAGGAUUUCACACAGAAUUCAGGCCAAACAGAUAACCAGUCUUCUCAACAAAAGGCAGAAAAAUUCUUCACUUCCCAAGAUUAUCUUGAGCUGUCUAACAGAUUCCCUUGCCAGGCCUGGGAAGAAGCACGACAGUUUUUCUUGAAAAAAGAGAAAAAAUAAGUGUUUCAUUUUGUUUCCAUUUUUAAAACAUCUAACAUGUUAAUGUUAAGCAAUUUGUGCUAAUUACAUACUUUAAGAAACUGUUUUGGAAACUUCUAGAUACUCUACAUACUUAUGUUGUAGAUAUAUAUAAUUUGCACUAUUUAUGUCUUAAGUAUUGUAGAUACUUUAAAGCUCUGUUUUUUAAUUUUGAAAAUUGUUUAUUUCAUUUACAUACUACAUCAUGGCUUUGGUAGCUUCUACCCUAUGAUGUGUACUUCUUGCACUGUAAAACUGCUGAAAUUAGGUUACAAAUAUAGAAAAUGUUAUCUUCUAUAUAUCUUGUAAUAAAAUAACUUAUUCUGUU
Molecule: messenger RNA, 4777 nt
Organism: Malaclemys terrapin pileata
Lineage: Eukaryota; Metazoa; Chordata; Testudines; Emydidae
Gene: SCAPER
Product: S-phase cyclin A associated protein in the ER
Exons: 32
Coding region: 70-4431 (1453 amino acids)
Molecular function (GO): zinc ion binding; nucleic acid binding
Source: RefSeq, a predicted model, not a curated record